Messenger RNA from Gigantopelta aegis, 5039 nucleotides. RefSeq names its product thrombospondin type-1 domain-containing protein 4-like. The transcript has 16 exons. The record is from RefSeq and is a predicted model, not a curated record. NCBI's taxonomy places the organism in Eukaryota, Metazoa, Mollusca, Gastropoda, Neomphalida, Peltospiridae. Gene Ontology annotation, molecular function: metalloendopeptidase activity. Gene Ontology annotation, cellular component: extracellular matrix. Bases 1 to 3414 code for a protein of 1137 amino acids. Gene Ontology annotation, biological process: extracellular matrix organization.
AUGUGGCAUCAAAGCACCCUUGGAGGAUCUGAGAAUUCUUUCUCUGUGAAGCCGGACGUACACUACUCCAGACAUUCUGAAUUAUCAGAAGAUGCACUGAAACCGAAGACCGAAUCUCAUCUUCUCAUCAUAGAUCCCUCGCUACUUUUCACGUCUGAAGACCUUCGUAACAAAUCGUCUGUCAGAAUUGUCCGGAUGCAAAGCCAGAAUAAGGCUCAAAAUACUCCAACAAGAACAGACUCUAAAACUCUGUGUCAAGGUCCUGAGAAGCAGUAUAAAGUUUGUAAAAAUACGUGUGCGGGUACGAACUCGGACUACAGAAGUGUGGAAUGCGAGAAACAUAAUGGGAAGUACUUCGGCGGCAGACGAUACGAGUGGCAGGCGUACAUUAACCCAUAUAACCGGUGUGAGCUGUCGUGCAAAGCCAGGAACUACCGAUACUAUGCGAGGUUUGGUGACAGAGUAGAUGAUGGUACGUCAUGCAAGCCAGACAAGGAAGCUGUGUGUAUCAGUGGCAAGUGUCUGAACAUCUCGUAUGACAAUGUCUCGUAUGACAACGUCUCUUAUGAAAACGUCUCGUAUGACAACAUCUCUUAUGACAACGUCUCGUAUGACAACAUCUCGUAUGACAACGUCUCUUAUGACGUCUCUUAUGACAACGUCUCGUAUGACAAUAUCUCGUAUGAGAACGUCUCGUAUGACAAUGUCUCGUAUGAGAACGUCUCGUAUGACAAUGUCUCGUAUGAGAACAUCUCUUAUGACAUCUCUUAUGACAACGUCUCGUAUGAGAACGUCUCAUGGUAUUCUGAUGUUGGGUGUGACGGUAUCGCUGGUUCUGGAACUGAAGUCGACCAGUGUGGGGUGUGUGGGGGUGACAACAAGUCAUGUCGUAUUAUUUCUGGGAUCUUCACCCGAACCCACCUGAAACACUUCGGGUACAACGCCAUCACGACAAUACCCGCAGGAGCGUGCAACAUUAACAUCACAGAACUAGCACGAAGUCGAAAUUAUCUCGCGUUGAAAACAGAAGAUGGGUCAUAUUUUUUAAAUGGUAACAGAAGACUUCACCCCACAGGAAGUUACCAUGGUGCGGGAACGGAAUUCGAAUACCAUCGGCGGAAACAUAACCGGUGUCCUGGAGAAUGCAUCCAAGCCAAGGGGCCUACAAACACGGCUGUUAUAGUGGAGCUUCUGUACUACCACAGAAACCCAGGCAUCAUGUACCACUUCACCAUACCCAAGGACCUGAUGGGUUCGGUGAUGAAGCACAUGAUUGCUGAAGAUGACAACAAUAUCAAACCAGGGGAGACAACUCACAAGUCAGGCGAGAGAACUCUCGAAUCAGGGGAGACAACUCUCAAACCAGGGGAGACAACUCUCAAAUCAGGGGAGACAACUCUGAAUCAGGGGAGACAACGCUCAACUCAAGGGAAAGACUCACCAACGCCAUCUGUUGAGCAGCAGAAUGAUGAGGAUGUGUUAAAAAGCCAGAAGGACCGACACAUCAUCCCGGCCCCGCGAUGGGUGGAUCGCAGUCUGCAGAAUAUCAAGUACGGACAGAGUCCACAGUACAUUCCUUCGCGUACUCGUAACCAGCAGCUUCAGCUGGUAGACAAGACGAGUAAACCACAGACGUACAGAUAUUCAGACAGCGGAUUCCGCAAGUCGAGGCAGUCCGUGCGGGGAUUGUACGCCAGGAGGUAUCAAGACCUACAAGGUGGGGUAAAGGCUGAAAUAACUGGUAAGAGAAAACCAUCGAAAGUUUUCAAGAAACAGCCACAUCCAAAGAGACAUCAAAUUCACCCGCGGCAUCGUUCGAGAAGUCGGUUACAGAGUUACAGCAGGCAGGCUCGGGUACAGCCAGCUAAAAGACAUUCCGCGGUUCCGGUUCAGCAAACACCUUCUAGGUCAUCAUCUCACUUGGGGAGUAGUGGGAGGGUUCUCGGAGGAGGUUCAGGAGGAACAGGGAGACAGUAUUAUCACACCAAUCAGUAUCAGACAGGAGGAGGAUACGUGGACAGACAGCACACAUACGGCACCCAGCCUGACGUGAACCGUCUGGUUCAGAGGAAUUACCAGCACGCCGUGUCGCUGAGCAACAAGCCGUAUCGCUACGACAACACGAUUACUCAGACCUCUGCUAAUCUGCGGUCGCCGGUGUAUGCUUCUCCCUUGGAUGGAAUCUACUCAUGGAGGAUCUCUGGGUUCUCGGAGUGUUCCACGACGUGUGGUGGAGGUUCCCAAGUGACUGAAAUUGUCUGUGUCAAGGGCAACUCCCAGGUGGUGGUUACUGCGGACAACUGUGAACCAACGAAUAUUCCACGGAGACAGACUGUGGCAUGUAACACGCAGCCCUGUCCACCCGACUGGGAGCCGGCCGACUGGGGUGAGUGCAGCAGGACGUGUGGGAUGGGGAUACAGUCGCGUACCGUGGAGUGUCGCCGACGCAUCUCGCCAACGGUCGCGGUGAGCGUGUCGGCGUCACACUGCAACAACAGCGCACGUCCGGCCGUCACGCAGAUGUGUCAGGUGAGGCCGUGCGCGGAGUGGAAACUCACCGACUGGUCACAGUGUUCCACCGACUGCGGCCUGGGUGAGAGAUCGCGGAAAGUUACCUGUAUAUCUACUGAGGGAAUCAUCGUUAGUGACCGACGCUGUGGUCUGCGGAAACCAGCGGUCAAGGAAGUCUGUGACAUGGGAUCGUGUGCCCAGGGCUGGUACCACACUAAAUGGAGCGGUCAGUGUUCCAGUCACUGUGGCAGUGGUGUGUAUACUCGGAAGGUUUACUGUUCGUCUUCGGAUGGAAGUGAACUGCCAGCUAAGAAAUGUUUGUCCAGUAAAAAGCCUAGAGAGCACAAGUCCUGCAAGGGUAAUCUCCCUUGUGGUGGAAUCUGGUUUACUGGUCCAUGGUCAAAGUGUAAUGCAACAUGUGGCAUUGCUUGGAAGACUCGGGACGUUGUGUGUAUGAAGAAUCUCGGUGGAAGUCUGCUGACCAUUGUGACAGAAGAAAACUGUUUGGCAGAAAAGAAGUCGAGCACAGAAGAACUGUGUUCCAAACGGCCGUCCUGCAAACCACAGUGGUACAUGACAGAGUGGUCCAAGUGUUCAGUAAGCUGUGGUACAGGAUCGAAGACGAGAGAAGUGAAGUGUCUCGAUCCGGAACUCGUUCCCAGUUUCGACUGUAAGCCGUCCAGGCGUCCCCGGGAACGUCAGUCGUGCAACAGACAGUCGUGUUCAGUAAAGAAGAAACCCAUCAUUAGAACGUCCAAUAGAAUACAGAAGGAUGAACGAGGAGGUUCUGAAUGUGUUGACGUGUUUCCUGACUGGUGUCGACUCGUGAAGCAGGCUCGAAUCUGUGGUUACAGUUAUUACAAACAGCAGUGCUGCGUGACAUGUCGCGACCACAAGUCAUAGCUCCCCUAGUCCGGUAGCAUACAGACAAUAUCACACAGCUGUAUGGCAAAUACUACCACAGGUUCAGUUCAUGAGACAUAACAGACUUUCUGUCACUCAGGAGGAUGUCAGACUAGAUGACAUUGUCUGUGGUGUAAUGUUCUGUAUAAAACAAACUGAAUUCUGUCAUACAGGGAAAUGGAAGAGUCAUUCAGGACUGUAAACUGAAUAUGGAAAACGUAAUUUAAUAUGCCAUUCAGAACACUGUAAACUGAAUGACGAGUCUAAGCUACAGGAUAUCUACAUACAACAAACUGAUUUUAAUAUGUCAUUCAGGACUGUAAACUGAAUCACGAGUCAGCUACAGGAUAUCUGCAUAUGGGAAAUGUAAUUUAAUAUGUCAUUCAGAACUGUAAACUGAAUGACAAGUCUAAGCUACAGGAUAUCUGCUUAUGGGAAACGUAAUUUAAUAUGUCAUUCAGUACACUGCAAAUUGGAUUACUAGUCUAGGCUGCAGGCUACUGGCAUUUGACAAACUGAAUUUAAUGUAUCAUUCGGGACAUUGUAAACUGGAUGACUAGUCUGAGCUGCAGGAUAUCUGCCAAUGACAAACUGAACUGGUAUGUGAUUCAGGAUACUUUAAUAUUAGAUGACAAGGUCUAUGAUACAAUGUUCACUGUAUAUAACAGACUGAAUUCCCCAUCCAGAAGAAUGGAACAGUUCAUGACUGGAUACAAGUUGCAGAUACCUGCUUAUUACUAAAAAAAGAAAAUGGAAUCGUUUCAUUCUGGAUACUGUGACGUUGGAUGACCUGAUCCAAGAUUUUUUUAAAUCUACACAAUAAACUAAAUAAUGUCACUGAAGAGAGUAACAUUGGGUGAACAGGUUUAAAGUGGAGGAUAUCUGCACACAACACACUGAAUAAUGUUCAUUCAGAGUGCUGUAAUAGUGGAUGAUCAAGCUUCAUGCUUAUAAACUUUUUUAAGUCUGGACUUGGGCUUACACAUAGUCUUAAGCCCUUACCAUCAUAGUACCAUGAUAGGGAAGUAGUUUAAACUUGUAACAAAGGUGGACUUCUGAGUUCUCUAAGCAUGGAGCCCAGAUCAAGAUUGAUGCUUAUAAACCUUUUUAAGUCUGGACUUGGGCUUACACAUAGUCUUAAGCCCUUACCAUCAUAGUACCAUGAUAGGGAAGUAGUUUAAACUUGUAACAAAGGUGGACUUCUGAGUUCUCUAAGCAUGGAGCCCAGAUCAAGAUUGAUGCUUAUAAACCUUUUUAAGUCUGGACUUGGGCUUACACAUAGUCUUAAGCCCUUACCAUCAUAGUACCAUGAUAGGGAAGUGGUUUAAACUUGUAACAAAGGUGGACUUCUGAGUUCUCUAAGCAUGGAGCCCAGAUCAAGAUUGAUGCUUAUAAACCUUUUUAAGUCUGGACUUGGGCUUACACAUAGUCUUAAGCCCUUACCAUCAUAGUACCAUGAUAGGGAAGUAGUUUAAACUUGUAACAAAGGUGACUUCUGAGUUCUCUAAGCAUGGAGCCCAGAUCAAGAUUGAUGCUUAUAAACCUUUUUAAGUCUGGACUUGGGCUUACACAUAGUCUUAAGCCCUUACCAUCAUAGUACCAUGAUAGGGAAGUAGUUUAAACUU